UUAUACAUAUUACUUAUCCAUCCAGCUAAAUACGCCAUGUUGCUUAUCUACUGAAAUGAUCGGUCUACCGGAUUUACGAGAAUAUUGCUCCGGGGUCAAACAUUUAGCCACAAAUAAAUGGACAGACGAUAUGCAUCAUUUCUUGUUGUGCUUAGUUUGUAUUGUAUGUUGAGCUAGAAAGCUGCUGUGACAUUAUAUGAAAAAUAAUUCACAGUAAAGACGACCAUGGGGAAAUUGAAGUCUUUCUACGUGGAGUUGGAAAAUCCUAACGGCGUGUAUUAUGCUGGACAGAUAAUGAAUGGGCGGCUAGUUGUAGAACUAAUAGAAGAAAUGCACAUGAAAGAGAUACGACUGAUAUUUAAGGGCGGGGCUGAGGUCUACUGGACGGAGACCUAUACGUCUGCCACUGAGGGAGGCGACACACGGGAUAACACGGAAACGUUUGCUGCCUCGGAAACCUACUUCAAUCAGUCUGUACCGGUUUACGGCAGAGGGCUUGGAACGGGAGAUAAGUGUCGCCUACCCCCAGGGCAGCAUUUUUAUCCGUUUUCUUUUCAACUGCCUUCACGUCUGCCCUCCUCCUUUGAAGGGGGUGACGGGUAUGUCCGCUACACCAUCAGAGGUGUGAUCGACAGGUCCAGCUGGAUCAAGAAAGACAAGGACACUAAGAAACCGUUCACAGUCAUCGCUCUCUUGGAUCUCAACACUUACCCAAACUCAGCGUGUGCAACCCAAAAUCAGAAGAGUAAAAACGUCUGUUGUCUGUGCUGUAAAUCGGGGCCAGUCACGGGGAAAAUUAGAGUGGACAGGAUAGGACAUGUUCCGGGGGACACAGUCCGGUUCCAGUCCGAAAUUCAGAAUUUGACAAACAGAGUCUGCAAGAGUUACGUCAAGUUUUAUAUGAGCAUUACAUUUCGAACUCCUAAAAAAUGCAAAGCGAUGGCCAGAGAAAUAACGAGAGUAAAUCAUCAAAAUGUUCCCCCCGGGGACUCGGAGGCUUGGGCCGGGGAAACUUUCUCCAUCCCUUCCGUGCCCCCAUCGGAUCUGAUUGGAUGUGGGAUCAUCGAUGUAGACUAUUUCAUUGAGUUGGUUGCUAUGAAACUUCACAUUCCUGCUAAAAUCAUAAUCGGAACAAUUCCUCUGCAAGUAGUUACCCAGCAAUACCAGACACAUCCGGGAGUUUCUGCACCACAGCUCUCUGCGCAGGCGUCGUCCUAUUUGCCUACUAGUCCAACACCCUCGGCGCCACCAAUGGCAAAUACUCUACCUAAAUCCAAUACACCUUUGCCUUCCUAUUCAGAAAGUGUAUUUGGUAGAACCAGUAUCAAAGAAUCGAGUGAUUCCGAAAAAACACGAGGUGACAUGAACUUUGCCCCGUCAUAUGCCUACUACGAUUGGUCUCGACAUUGACCGAUUUUUUAAGAAA
Molecule: messenger RNA, 1426 nt
Organism: Magallana angulata
Lineage: Eukaryota; Metazoa; Mollusca; Bivalvia; Ostreida; Ostreidae
Product: arrestin domain-containing protein 17-like
Exons: 7
Coding region: 226-1410 (394 amino acids)
Biological process (GO): protein transport
Cellular component (GO): cytoplasm
Source: RefSeq, a predicted model, not a curated record